AUGUUUUCUCCUCUCUGUCUGUCUGUCUGUCUGUCUGUCUGUCUGUCUGUCUGUCUCUCUCUCUCUCUCUCUCUCUAUAUAUAUAUAUAUAUAUAUAUAUAUAUAUAUAUAUUAUUUUAUUUUAUUUUUUUGAUUCCCAGAUUUUCCAUAAUGAGCCUGGAGUUUUUUUUAGAGGGGGAGCAGGUCAAAUUCAUAAACAAUGAAAGAGGGACUUCCCUGGCAGUCCAGUGGUUAAGACUCCAUGCUUCCAAUGCAGAAGGCAUGGGUUUGAUUUCUGGUCAGGAAACUAAGAUCCCACAUGCUGUGCAGUUCAGCCAAAAAAGUAUUUAA
Molecule: messenger RNA, 330 nt
Organism: Rangifer tarandus platyrhynchus (Svalbard reindeer)
Lineage: Eukaryota; Metazoa; Chordata; Mammalia; Artiodactyla; Cervidae
Source: the annotation of a GenBank genome assembly